UCCUGCUGACAUCAUCCAGCAUGACAGGGCUCUUCGAGCAGCAGCAGCCCCGGCCCCCCUCUCCCGCGCAGCACUAAUGCACUGGCUCUCGAGGACCGCUACGGCGCAGCCUCCAGCCACAUCUUGGGGCUGUGAGGGGAGGGAGGGGGGCAGGUCACAGAGCCCAUUCUGGGCUGCCGAGCUACCUACGCACUGUCCUCGCUGAUUAGCCGUGGGAUUCCUGCCUGGCACGCAGAUCGAGAGCGCUGGCUGCAGCCGGAGACUCGCACGCGCACGGUCCCUCCCCGGCCUUCCCUCUGGAUGACAGAUCAUGCCUGGAGAAUCCGCCAAGGCUGAAGGGGCUCUGCUGCGGAUGGACCCCGGCGGCCUGCGCCCGGCAGAGGCAGAUGGCUCUCAGAAUGCCUCCAGCACGUCCACCCCCAGUGGUGACUCUUCACCCCCCUCCGCCCUGACUCCACUGCAGGUCUCCCUGACAGCAGCCCCCAAUUGUACAAGCCCCACUGCCAUGGAGCCCACCCUCUGCAGCCCAGGAGCCCUGGCCUUCCUGCCGGCCAAGAAAGAGGACAGGCCCCAGCCAGAAGGAGCCAGCUGCGACACAGCUGUUGGUAGCUCCCCCACUGGCCUGAGCGAGUGCAGCCAGGUCCUGCUGGAAACGCCUCCCAAAGGCCUCCAGGAAGUGCUGAGUGUGGACAUGCUGGACACCAGGAUUGUGAUGGGGGAGGAGACCCAGUGCAGCGAUGACAAGCCAGACACGGGGGUGGAGCUGCACAGCUCACUGCUGGACGACAAGGCUCCCGUAUCAGAGGCAGCUGGCGCUGAAAGCCUCGCAGCCUAUGCCGGAGAAGAGUCGAGUGACGAGGAAAACUGGAUCCUAGAGAGCAGCUCUGAGGCUGUUCGGAAACUCUCUGCCCAGGCCACACCAGGGGAGUCUCCCUGCCCCAAACCCAGAGACAACAGGCAAGUGUGUCUCUAUCGGCCUCCUCGUCUGCUGCCCUGGGAGCCUGAAGAGCCGAGCGUGGCGCUAAAGGAGAAGUUGUUUUCUCAGGGUGAAACCAUGGCCGAUGUGCCUUCCCCAUGUCCCACACCUGCCAAAGACCCUCCUGAUGAGCUGGCCGAGGCAGGACCCUUGCAGCCCCCCCAGGUCAAACCAGUCCUGGAUCCGGACCUGUACUUCACAGCCCCUUCGACGCCAAUCAAAACAGUCUACUCCCACCUCAAGCACCUCCCCUAUGCCAAGGACCACCUGAGCGAGGAGCAGAGCGAUAUGGACAACGAAGGGCUGUGCUCCCCACCUACCUCUCCAUCGGGGUCCUACAUCACCGCCGAGGGGGGCAGCUGGGCUUCCUCUGGCACCUCCAGCACAUCCCCGUCAUGUUCUCCCAACCUGAUUGCUGAGUCGGAGACCGUGGAAGCCUCAACUGCUUAUGGGGAAUCCCUGUUGGAGCUGGAGCUUUCUGAGGAGCCGGCUCGGUUUGCCAGGAGCUCUUGUCUGUCUCCUGAGCAGCUGGAGGAGGAAGAGGAAGGUGACCAGUCUUUGGAGAGACUUUCCUCUGGCAACAUGACUCUGCCUUCAGUGCCAGUGGAGGAGGAAGGGGAUGGUCAGACCACGCCAGAAGAAGAGUGGGACUCUGAAAUUGCUACCUCUAUUGCAUGGGUCCCGCUCACCACAGAGCCAGAGGAUCCAGGGGAGCUGCUGCCAGCUGAGGAGAAGGACCUGCCCCAUCCAGGAGGAGACUCUGGGGAUGAGCCACUGCAAAGCACCUUGGACAGGCAGCUCCUGAAGGUGGAAGUCUUCACCUCAGAUAAAGCCAGUGCCAGCCUGGGGACAGGGGAUGCAGCGAAAGAGCCUCUGGAGUCCAGCCUGGUGUCCUGCUCCCCCAUCCCCUUGCCAGGCCUCCAGUCAGAGUCCAGCAGCGUGUCUGGGGCAAGCUGCUCCUCGGAUGCAGAGACACCCAGCAGCCUGCAGGCCGAGACCACUGGCUCCUCAGCAGAGCUCCCAUCAGACUUCACGGACAAUGACCAGAUGAUCCCUGCCACUCUGCUGCCCUUUCGCGGGAGCCUGAUCUUUGAGGCCGAGUCGCUGGAGAUCACACUGUUCCCCCAGGGGGAGUCUGUAGAGAACGACAUCGUCUACGGGGCGGAGGAAGAUGACAGCACCUCUGCCUCCUUCCUGCAUUCUCUGUCGGAGAACUCCAUCAACGAGGGCGUGGAUGAGUCCUUUGCCUACCAAGAUGACACUUCCCAGUCCUCCGACUCCGCCUCGUACAAUGGCGAGGCAGAUGAGCAGCUGUACAGCACUGAGCAAUACGCUGUGGUGACCCCCUCAGCUCAGGAAGGGGAGAAGCCAGCUGCAGAGGACUCUGAGCAGGGGGCCUCCUGCUCGGGCAGCGAGAGCGAGAUGGAGACAUCAUCAGAUGCCUCUGACACCGAUGAGGAAUACACGGCUUUCUCGGCGCUGGGCACAGUCCCCCACACAGGGGUGGAGGUUGGGUUCGUGCCGGAGGGUAAUGUGGCUCACCAGGAUAAGCUGGAAGGAUCCACAGAAGAGGAAGAGGGGGAGGAAGAAGAGAGGCAGCCACCAGCCCAAAGUGAGGGGAUGCUGAAAUCAGCAGCACUCGCUGAACCCAAGGCAGCGCUGGUGGAUGAACACAGCGACUCAGACAGCCCAGGAAGCGGCAGCAUCUCACCCACAGGCCGAGGCUGGAGCCUCUCUCUGAAACCAGACAGCACACCAUCCCCUGGGGAGUCUGCUCUGAGAGCUGAAUCUGACCAGGCAGAUUCUCCAGGGGAUACUGGCUCCUCCUCAGAGAGCUCCCUGGAGCACCAGUCCUCACUGUCGGACAUGCAGGAGGCCCUGGAGAAAGGGCUCCCCAACUCAGGGGAGUGUCUGAUAGCCUGCUUUGAUACAGACGAGGAGACUGAGGUCUUCCCUGGGCUGGAGGUAGUCAUGGAGAAUGCAGAGCCGAUAAGCCAGUCAGCUGAAGUGUGUGUGGCUCCAUGGAGAGGUGGGGAUGGGAUGGGAUCUGCAAUACCCUUGCCUUGGAAACAGAAGCCAGCUCCCACUGAACUCGCUGAGCCUACCGCCAGGGAUGCCUCUGUGUUUGAGAUGGGCACCAAACUGAAGGAGUCUGAAGUGCACCUCCUGGAGCUCCUAGACCAGGACAGCACUUCUCUGGGAGGGAAGAGGGAAGAUCACUUUGUGGCCCAACUGGGAGCCUCCGAUGGUGCCAGCUUGGAACAGCCUGAAGUGACCAGAGCUGACAGCGAGCCAGCAGGAGAGUGCUUGAUCGCCUGCUUCUCCUCCUCUGAGGAGGAGCUGGAGGAAGCCUCCUCUCUCGAUCAAGUCAACAACAAUGAGGAACAAGGGGAGCUGUUCUUGGAAGCCAGCCUGGAUUCCGUGCCCCUUCUGGGACAAAAUGACACACAGCCAAACAUGCUCGUGGACACAGCCAGCCAGAAUGAGCCCACAUUGGCUGUGGUGGAUCAGCAACAAGAGCCCCUUCUCCCACCGGGGGAUUCAGAGUCCCAGAGCCUGGACCUGCACACGAUGCAGAGAGACCUGCAGGAACUCCAGAGGACGCUGGAUGGGAGCAGGCAGCAGGAGUGCAGAGAGCUGGAUGCAAGCUCAGAGUCUGAGAGAGAGACCUAUGUGAAAAGGUACUUCGGCACAACGGCGUUCUCGCUGCUCCCUCAGGCCAUAGCGGUUCCAGAGAGCACCGAACCAACCUGGGGGCAAGAAGCCCUAGGCAAGAAGCCGGCCCUGGCAGACAGCAGCAUCCCUGAGCCAAUCUGGCCAUGCUCAGGGACUGGAGAGACCAAAGACUCCAACUCAAAAGAACCUCAACUGGACGAGAGCAGCCCUGCCUCUCCUGGCAUCCAGCUGCCGGGAGAAAUGAACAGCAGCACAGACCAGAAUCAAGAGGAGCUCAUGGCAAGCGCAGAAAAGUGGCUCACAGCUGAGGCUGCAGAAUCUGACUUGGAAUCCACGUUUGGUGCCUCACCCGUUGCUGCGAUGGGAGAGACCCAGCCAAAGGCAGCUGUUCAGGCCCUGGAGAGCCUGGGAGAACCUGUGGAAAUGGUAACCCCAGUUCCUUGUUCAAGCACUGUCAGCCAUGACUUGCAGACCAGAUCUGCUGAGGAAGCCACCUAUGCCUCUGUAUCAGGAAGUGAGUCAUGCAGCCAAACAGAUUCUGUCUCUGCUCAGGUUUGCCCCCUAGGAGACCAGCUUGAAAUGGAAACUCCCACUGCAGCUGCUCCAGGCCAAACCCUGCCUGAACCAGGGGCUCAGGUGUUCCAGGCCCCACGUGUCUGUAGCUUGGAUCCAGACUUGCCUGAGUUGAGGGACAGCAACAUGAAUGUUCUGGAGACAGCUAGCUCUGAGUCUCCCUGGGAGCCUGAGCAUGGAGCUGGAGAGGAUCAAGACUCAUCUGUCUCAACAAGCAGCAGCAAGAAUGUUGUGCUCGAAGGGGAAAUAGAGAGCACCAAUGCAGAAGAAACAGCCAAGAAAACAAUUGGAGACCAGCUGGGCUGUGAUGAGCUGCCUGGUGGGAAGGGGGCCUCUACCCAAGAGCAGUGGCUGGGUAGCACCCAACUUCCUCAAGAAAUGAAGCCAGCCGCUCUGCAGCAGAGUGAGAGUCUGGGUGAUGUGACGGAAGAGGAAGCACUCGGCUCUGAAGCUACAUCCGAAGAAGGGGUCUACCUCACCGAUGAGGAGAGGGAGGCCGAGGCUCAGCCCGAAGAAAGUCAGCCAGGAACUCCUUCGCCCAAAGGAGAAAUGGAGGUGGAGUUGGCAGAGAGUGCAGAGGCAGCUUCUGAAGGCAGCUCUUCUGCAUUCAGCAAUGACCUGUUCAGUGGAGACUCCCCGGAAGGCAGGCAAACACCAGGCUGUGCAGCACUCAGGCCUCCCCUUGCUCUUGAUGAUAAGAUGACCACUGUGGACUCUACACAGGAGGAACCCGACAAGGCUGUUUCCUCCAGAGAAUCUUCCCCAGAGCCACCAGACACCACACAGUCCUUCAUGCACAUGGAUUCCAGCUUCUUCAUGGCCUCUGAGGAGAGCAUGGGAGGGAGCACCAGACUAGUUGAGCAGAAAUCCUCCAGGGCGGGGGGAGAACUGGGUGCUCCCGAACAAGCUGAGAGCCAGUUAACAGAGCAGCAAGAGGGUGACAUUCCAACAGAGCUGAAGGAAGCAGUUCUACCACCAGAAUAUCUCCACGUGGGCAUCAGCAGCAGAGACUCUCCAUCCCUGCCCGAGCCCAGCCCCUCAGGGGUCUCUUCAGCUGAGCACAGCCUGGCCCCAGAACCCCCUGAGCACAGCCUGGCCCCAGAACCCCCUGAGCACAGCCUGGCUUUGUGUUUGCACUAUUCCUCCCUGCAAGAAGCUCCACGUUCCACUCACUCAGAGUGCACCAGGCUAAGAUCCAAUGUGCCAGUGCCUAGCAAUCAGCAACUGCUCUUCACUGCUUCUGAGAAGAUCAUCUACAUAGGCGAGCCUGCUAUUCAUGGCCAGCCCCCUGCAGAGCCUGGGGACAGCAGCCCCAGCGCAAGCCUGGAAGCAGAGCAUUCUGCUGAAUAUUCAGGGCCAACAAAAACAAGCCCUGACUUGCUGGAAUCCAAAGCCGUCAUUGCAGAAAGCCUGGCGAUCAGCCUUGGAUUGCGUGAGCCAUCUGGUGCCUUGGUGGAGAACCCUGCUGACCCGCCAGCAGCAUCUCGUGAGUGGCAGGAAAUCACUGCCAUGUUACAAGGCUCCUUUGGGAACCUCCAGGCCUCCCAGCUCAAAGUGGGGCCUCUUUGUCCUGUGAGCAGCCAGAUGGUGACAGAAGCACAAAGUGUCCUUGCCAGCCUCAAGGAGAGGGUCUUGGAGAGCUCCUCAGGAGAGGCCACCCCAGACUCCCUGGAGGCCAGUGAAGCACAAGAGAGGGUGAUCAAAGCUCAGCCUGAACCUGAAACGCCCACUCAUGAACUUGCUGCUGGCAGUGCCUCUCGGCAGCCCAGUGAGGACCAGGGUGCUCGGCAGCCCUCUGAGGACGAGAGCACUUCAGAACAAGCACAAUUGGAGAGCAUCUGUGAGACACUGCUUGCAGCGGAGGUGACACCCAGCCCUGUGCUACUUGCUUCCUCCAUGGGCAGCAGUGAGUCAGUGACCCCUGUGCUAGAGGAACAGGAUCUCUCCGCAGAGGAAGACUCCAGCCUGCACAGUGAAGGGCCCUUGGAGGAAGAGUCCAUCCAGACUUCCUCUGGAACUCAUGCUAAAGACCAGGACCAGAGGUCACUGAGCCUGGAGGAGCCUGCGGAGCUGGGGAUCUCACCCAGGGUAGAAGAGCCUUGGGAGAGCCCUGGUGAGGCAGGUGUAGAUGGUGCCAUGCCAGAGGCCAGCCAAGCAGGACACCUGCAGAGCCCACAGCAUCCAGCAAACGGAGGUAAUCAGCAAAGCCAAAUCCCAUUGGGCGAUACUGAAAGCAGCAGGGAGAAUGAGACGCUUUCGACUACAGAAGCAACCAGUCCAUUGAUACUCCAUUCCUCUCCUUCUCCUGAGCCCUCGGCAGCUUCCCUGGCUAGUGACUUCCAGCCUCCAGAGUCUCCUCCACCAGAGCCCUGCCCCAUCCCUGCAGCUGCUCCCCUCCAGUCACGUCAGCCUGCCUCUCCUGAAGUCACUGUGGAGGAUGCACCUUCCCCUCCUCCUUGCUCUGAACUCAUAGAAGUGCCUCCUGCUUUAUCCUUCUUGCCACCUUGCUCAGAGGAUCCUAUCCAAGGCCAAAACUCAGGGCUUCCCACAUCUGAAGCACAUUCUGUCACAGAGGACACUUGCACUGAAGACCAGCCAUCUCUCCUGCUGGAUUCCAGGAAAUACUUAGAAGCUCUGGAGAGCUCCGCAUCCCCUGUCCCAUGCAGAGACCCCUUCCUCAGCACCCAGGAUUCCCGAGGGAGGCCCCAGCUCCCAGGGAACAAAGACACCAGAGGGAGGGGUUCCGCCUCCGCAGAAGAGAGGCAAGCCCAUCGUGGCUUCGUCCAGUUGGAAUCAAGCUCUUCCAGCGAGAGCGAGCCACCCUACCGCUGCCCAGAGAUCGAGACCCUGAGGGAGGCGGCUGGCAUGACGCUGCUGGAGGACAAGCCGCUGGUGGGGCAGAGAAGCUGUGAAGUUAACCAUAAAGGCUCUUGUAACGACUCGGAGAGCAACGAUGAGUCUAUUCCAGAGCUGGAGGAGCCAGACAUCUCAGAACCCCGGACAGCUCAGACUCAGGCCCAGCUAACGCACUCGCUGAGCACCGGGGAGGAAACCAUCAGCAAAGCCAAGCAGAGCCGGAGUGAGAAGAAAGCCAGAAAGGCCAUGUCCAAGCUGGGGCUGCGUCAGAUUCACGGCGUCACCAGGAUCACGAUCCGGAAGUCCAAGAACAUCCUAUUUGUGAUAACCAAGCCGGACGUGUUCAAGAGCCCGGCUUCCGACAUCUACAUAGUGUUUGGAGAGGCCAAGAUCGAAGACCUGUCGCAGCAGGUGCACAAGGCGGCAGCGGAGAAGUUCAAGGUGCCGAUGGAGCACUCGCCUUUGAUCACAGAAACGGCCCCAGCACUCACGAUCAAAGAGGAGAGCGAGGAAGAGGAGGAGGUUGAUGAGACUGGACUGGAGGUGAGAGAUAUUGAGCUGGUGAUGGCCCAGGCCAACGUGUCGCGUCCCAAAGCUGUGCGGGCACUCAGACACAACAACAACGAUAUCGUCAAUGCCAUCAUGGAGCUGACCAUGUAGCUGCUGGCCUGGAUGUGCAAACAGACCCACCCCCCUCUGUAUAGAUGCACAGUUACUCCUAUACAGUACAGCUGGUAUUAAAUACUCUAGAACUGCAAAUAUUCCUACUAGUCUGCAUCUCUCAUGCUGCUCAAUAAAAUGGCCUCAUGUAUUCACUUGAAA
Gopherus evgoodei (Goodes thornscrub tortoise) is the source of this 7903-nucleotide messenger RNA. Its product is annotated as NAC-alpha domain-containing protein 1-like. Lineage: Eukaryota; Metazoa; Chordata; Testudines; Testudinidae. The transcript is spliced from 9 exons. Bases 311 to 7741 code for a protein of 2476 amino acids. The record is from RefSeq and is a predicted model, not a curated record. Gene Ontology annotation, biological process: protein targeting to membrane. Gene Ontology annotation, cellular component: nascent polypeptide-associated complex; cytoplasm.